This is a messenger RNA of Oryza sativa Japonica Group (Japanese rice), 1544 nucleotides long. RefSeq names its product peroxidase 5. The record is from RefSeq and is a predicted model, not a curated record. Gene Ontology annotation, molecular function: peroxidase activity; heme binding. NCBI's taxonomy places the organism in Eukaryota, Viridiplantae, Streptophyta, Magnoliopsida, Poales, Poaceae. Gene Ontology annotation, biological process: hydrogen peroxide catabolic process; response to oxidative stress. Gene Ontology annotation, cellular component: plant-type cell wall; plasmodesma.
CAGCUAGCUACCGCGCGCAUUUAAUUUAAGUUGAUAUCGAGCAUGCAUGGGUACGGUACGCGCCGGUCGGACUCCGGUGGUGAUCGAUCAAUGGCGAGGCUCUCAACAGCUGCGUGGCCGUUCCUGGCCGCAGUGGCGGCGGCGCUGCUGUGCUCCGUCGACGCGGUGAUCGUCGAAGGCCUCCAGGUUGGGUUCUACAACCAGACGUGCCCGUCGGCGGAGGAGGCCGUCCGUGACGUCGUCACCUCGGAGAUCGGCUUGGACCGCACCAUCGCCGCCGGCAUCAUCCGCAUCUUCUUCCACGACUGCUUCGUCACGGGAUGCGACGCGUCCAUCCUCCUCGACGAGACGCCGUCCGGCGACGUCCCGGAGAAGGAAUCGUCGGCGAACGGCUUCACCCUCCACGGGCUGAGGACGCUGGACGUGGCCAAGUCCACCGUGGAGUCCAUGUGCCCGCGCACCGUGUCGUGCGCGGACAUCCUCGCGUUCGCGGCGCGCGACGCCGCCGUGGCCGCGGGGAUCCCCUUCUACGAAGUGGCGGCGGGGCGGAUGGACGGCCUGCGCUCCAACAUGGACGACCUGCCGGGGAACAUGCCGACGCCCAGCCACCAAGUCCCGCGGAUGUCGGAGCUCUUCGUCAAGCGCGGCCUGUCGCAGGAGGACCUCGUCGUGCUCUCCGGCGCGCACUCCAUCGGCGGCGCCCACUGCUUCAUGUUCUCCAACCGCAUCUACGGCUUCUCCCAGGGCGCCGACAUCGACCCGGCGCUGGAGCCGGCGUUCGCCGAGAAGCUCCGGAAGGUGUGCCCGCCGCGGAAGGACGGCGACGACCCGGAGCAGUCGCCCAAGGUCAGCUUCGACGGCCGCACGUCGGAGAAGCUCGACAACGUCUACUACUCCGAGCUGCUGGCCAGCCGCGGCCUCAUGACCUCCGACGACGCGCUCAUCAAGGACCCCGAGACCAAGACCACCGUCGAUCUCUUCGCCGGAGACAACGCCGUGUGGCAGGAGAAGUUCGCCGCCGCGAUGCAGAAGCUCGGCGCCGUCGACGUGCUCGUCGGCGAGGGCAAGGGCCAGAUAAGGAAGCAAUGCCGGCUGGUCAACAAGCCGUCCAAGCAGUCCAAGCCCACGUCGACGCGGCAGUCCAUGCCGGCGUUGCGGCCAAAGCGCAAGAAGCCUCGCUUGGGCUUGGGCAAUUUCAUCCCUGGCUUCCACGGCUUCUUCUGACAGAGGUGAAUGAAAUUAAUUAAGAAAAACAAGUACUACUCCACUUCCCUCCCAUAGGCUCGCUCCUAUGGUUUUUCUUUUUCUUUCUUCUUUUUUUUUUUUGAGAGAGGAGCUUUUGCUCCUACGGUUACUACUACACUCUGCUGCAACUAUAUGUUAAAUUUCUUUUCUUAAAAAAAACAUGUUGAAUUGCCUAACUCUCUGCUUGUAAGAUAUCUACAUUCAUUCAUAUCGUUGGUUUCAUAGCUAUAAUGGUGUAUCAAUGUUUGUAGUAUGGGUUAUAUUUCUCUCUUUACCUAAGAAGAACUGGUGGUUUUUUU